GUGGUUUUUAUUUUCAAAGAAACCGAAACUCCAAGACUGUCACUACACCUGUGAUGGCCAAAGAACUAGUAUGUCAAGUAUGUGGUAGGGGUCUAGUGACAAGCCUGAGUACAAUCCUCAGGACCCACACAAAAAGAACCAACACCCCUCCCCAAGCUGUUGCUCUAACCAUCAGACAGGUGUUCUGGUACACGACCUGUAAGAAAACAAGCACGUGUAUUAAAAAUCUGGUGCAAUACUAGGGCUAUCCAUUGCUUAGGAAUCAAACAAGAAAUAGGAACCACCGGGUGACCCAAGUGACAGGAUGACAAGAGCUGGAAGCCCAACAGGGGAAGUGACACAAACCAAGGACUCACAAAGACACUGGAGCCACAGCUUCACCCACUCCAAAGGAGUUAGAACUAAGGAGGCAGAGGGAAGGGAAAAUAGGCUUUUCUUUUUUCUUGCCUUUCAGGCCUAUCUCCCUGAAGCUUGUUUCCUGUAGCCAGCCCACUGCAAAAACAGAGCAGAGUGCAAAUACCAGAAAACAGCCUUUAAAUAGGAACUAGCCAGGCCUAGGAAAUAGCUUCAUUUGGAAUAUAUUUGAAGUACUGGAUACAUUUCAAAGAACAGAACUUUCCUUAAUUCCUUAUAUUGUAGAAGCUGUACGUGGUGUCAGUUCAGACCUUUAAUCCUUGCACCUGAUUACAGAGGGAGGAGGAAGUGGUUUAGGGCAACCAGUGUUACACAAAUUCCAGGUCAGACUGACAUCAAAGUGAGUCCUUAUCUCAACAAAAUAAAAGCUGAUGAUACAGUGGUUGUAUGUUGGACACGCCCAGGGCCCACAAACAAAAUAUACUGUAAAUAAAUUGUGUGUUUCUCUUCUGUUCUCUAGCCUCCUCCAUUAUCCAGAAUUACUGCUUCUGGGCUGAUAAUUACUGUUGGUGGCACUUAAAAUCAGAAUUUUUAGUUCCAGACAUUUUUGCAGUUUCUCAGCUGAAUAGUGAGUCUGGGGGGUGGGGGACGUUUCUGUAGAAGUGUUAAGUGCCCAUUGUGACAGCCUUCACUCAGGCAUGAAAGCCAGGCAGCAGCAGCGCCAUGGCAACCGGAUCCCGGUCUUGGAGGCUCUCAGGGGAUUUGUUGUGUCCUGGGAAAAGGCCACACACACUCUCUGGACUCACGUUUUUUUAUUUAAUUUUUUGAACGUAAAUUAUAUCCAUCGGGAAGCGGUUUACACACGUCCACACGGCCACUCCAGUCCUCUUCAUCUUCUAGAAUCUUUGUUUGGAGGAUCCAAAGUGAUUUUUUUCCCCGAAAGCGUAUGUGCUAGUAUAAAGGAACGAGGCCCAAAGGAAAUUAGAAUAGAUGCGGUCUCCACACUCCUGAGCCUAUGUAUCCUUCCUAUAUCCCCGCCGGUCUUUUCUCGUCUGCGAUGCCUUCCAGGAGGCUAGUCAAGGAAAAGGCUAGAAGCAAGAUGCGGAGCAGCCCCGCAGCACCUUUCCGCCGGCCACUGGUGGGGCUACCGGCUCUCCAAAGCUGUGGGCGCCGCUCCAAGGGAGACUCUAGGUUUCGUCGCCGAGCAAAGCGGCCGGAGACAACCCGCUGCACAGGGUUCUGGCCCAGACCUGUGGCUGGGGCGGAACUGGGGGCGUGUCCUCACGUGAUUGGCCAGCCUGGUCAGGAGGCGGGAUUGCGGGACGGACGCUGACAAUGAGCCUCCAUAAAAGGGAGCGGCGGGGUUGGGGGCCCCGGAUCGAACCCUCCCCGCCCGGGGUCGUGACGCGUUGAAGCCCGUGGCUGGCGGGGCGGCCGGGAGAGCGGCGGGUGAGUUAGGCGGGCCGCGGGCCCGGCGUGGUCCGGGACAGGAGGCGGCCGCCACAGGCGGCGCGCCGAGGUCUGUGCGCUUGUCCUCGGCUAUCGGGUCGCCCUUCUUCGCCUCGCCAUGGCCCUGAGAGCCGAAGGCGCCGCGGCGCUGGAUUGCUUCGAGGUGACGCUCAAGUGUGAGGAAGGGGACGACGACGACGAGGAGGCCGUGGUGGUGGCCGUGAUCCCGCGGCCGGAGCCGAUGCUCCGAGUAACCCAACAGGAAAAGACGCCACCACCUCGGCCUAACCUGCUGGAAGCAGGUGUCGAAGGCUGUGAGGAGCCCAAGCAGCAAGUGUCAUGGGAGCAGGAGUUCCUGGUGGGGAACAGCCCUGGAGGCAGUGGACGGGCGCUGUGCAUGGUGUGUGGGGCUGAGAUCCGGUCCCCAUCAGCAGACACUGCUCGCACACACAUCCUGGAGCAGCAUCCUCAUACCCUGGACCUCAGCCCCUCUGAGAAGAGCAACAUCUUGGAAGCCUGGAGUGAAGGGGUUGCCCUUCUGCAAGACAUCCAAACUGACCAGCCAUCCCUGCCCAGCCUAGAGUCAGGCCAGGAUGGCCAGCCAGACCCCAUCUCCAACCCGGAUCCUGCCAGGAUGCCAGCAGAGAUCGUGGUCCUCUUGGACUCCGAGGACAACCCAUCUCUCCCUAAGAGGCUCCGGCCCAGAGGACUUCGUCCCCUUGAGCUGCCUGUUGCCCCUGUCAUAGAGCAAGGAAAUAAAAAGCCCCGUGGUCAGAGAUGGAAAGAGUCCCCUGAGGAUGAGCCUGCUAGAAAGAAGAGAAGCAGGCAUGUGACCAAAAUCCUGGACCCUGACCCAGACCCCCCAUCUCCUGAGUCACCCACAGAGACGUUCGCAGCACCAGCUGAAGUCCGACACUUCACUGAUGGCAGCUUCCCUCCUGGUUUCGUCCUCCAGCUCUUCUCCCACACGCAGCUCAGGACCACCGACAGUAAGAACUCUUCAAAAGACAGCAAAGCUGCUGAGGGCCUGCCCCAGCCACAAAGUCCCUCUUCAGGUUAUCCGUGUUCGGAUGGAGGAACCACCAGCCGUCAGCCUCUUACAGGACUGGUCCAAGCACCCCCAGGGCACCAAGGGGUUGGGAACAGGUGACAACCCAGGCUGGCCCACAGUUCUGUCAGAAUCCAGUGCCACUGUUAAGGGACAACCAGAGGCAGGAAGUGGAGUAUAGGUUUUCAGUUUUCUAGAGAGGGAGAGGUGGGAAGAAGGAAAGGUAGGCGGGAGGAGGCAGUCAUCCCCCAUUGGCUUAAAUCUCAGAUCUGCCCAGCUUGGCCACCUGAUGGAGAAUUUAUAAAACCAGGUGCCAGGACAAUGUGGAGGGGGGAGGUGUGACAUUACUGUCACAUUGGGGUACUAGAAAAUGCCUGCCCUUGGCCAAGCCUGAGGUGGGCAGAGGUGGCUUAGGUUGUUGGGUGGUAAGGCAUUGGCCUGUGGAGAACACCUUCCCCAAUCCUUUGCUGACCCCACACCUCCUCCUUCCUCUCAGCUCCCCACCAUUCUCCCCUGGCACAGUGCCUUAUGCAGAGGUGGUCAUGAUGGGGUUUGAACUGAGUCCCACUACCUCGGGGGACACCUUUCCUCCCCCACUUUUGGCUCCUACAGCAGGAGGCCUCCAUUACCUCUUACCUCCUCAUUCCUGCCGAGAGUUCCCUGUACCACCCCUUUACCUGUUGUCCUGUUGCAUCUAUUGUCCUGUUGUAUAUAUUGCCUUUGUUGACAAUAAAUUAUUUUUUUUUUUUAUUAAAA
Rattus norvegicus (Norway rat) is the source of this 3607-nucleotide messenger RNA. It is a transcript of the gene Spindoc, whose product is annotated as spindlin interactor and repressor of chromatin binding. NCBI's taxonomy places the organism in Eukaryota, Metazoa, Chordata, Mammalia, Rodentia, Muridae. Gene Ontology annotation, biological process: negative regulation of DNA-templated transcription; DNA damage response. Gene Ontology annotation, cellular component: site of DNA damage; nucleus. The record is from RefSeq and is a predicted model, not a curated record.